Molecule: messenger RNA, 1996 nt
Organism: Argiope bruennichi
Lineage: Eukaryota; Metazoa; Arthropoda; Arachnida; Araneae; Araneidae
Gene: AsnRS
Product: asparagine--tRNA ligase, cytoplasmic-like
Exons: 17
Coding region: 126-1796 (556 amino acids)
Biological process (GO): asparaginyl-tRNA aminoacylation
Cellular component (GO): cytoplasm
Molecular function (GO): nucleic acid binding; ATP binding; asparagine-tRNA ligase activity
Source: RefSeq, a predicted model, not a curated record
CUCAACUCUCUUCCUUUACAUCGUGGUGAUUUUGGUCUGCUUUGCGGUGUUUUCGUCAGUUUCUAUUAAAUUUCAUCAUAUUUGAAAAUUUAAUUUUGGUGUCUGAAAGAUAUAGCAUCUGCAAUAUGACACUGGACGAAGAAAUGAGUGCGAUGAAGCUGACUGAAAUUUACAUAUCAGAAAAUGGAAGUGAUGAAGCUGGAGAUGGAACUCAAAAACUCCCAUUCAAAACUGUUUUAAAGGCAAUGAGACAUUCUGGAAAGGAACCUUUUCCAAACUUUUAUAUAGAAUCAAACAAAGAAGGAGAGAAGUGGCAGCUGGUUUCACAAUCUCAAAUAAAAAAAGUGAAGAAGAUUUGGCAGAGAGAACAAUAUAAAAAUGCCGAGAAAGUCCAAAAAGAAAAAGAUGAUGCGGAUAGAAGAGAAAAAAAUUUGGAUGAAGCUAAGAAAAUCAUAAUAACUAUGGAUGAUUCUCUUCCUAAACCUGUUGAGGUAAAAAUUCGAGAUUGUAAAUUACAUCGUGGUGAGCGAGUCAAAGUUUAUGGUUGGGUUCAUAGACUACGCAGGCAAGGGAAAUCUUUAAUGUUUAUUACAUUAAGGGAUGGAUCUGGUUUCUUACAGUGUGUUCUGAAUGAUUUGCUGUGUCAAACUUACGAGGCUUUAGUUUUGUCAACUGAAUCGUCUGUCUGUAUAUAUGGUGUGCUCAAUGAAGUGCCUGAAGGAAAGACUGCUCCUGGAGGACAUGAGCUUCAGUGUGAUUAUUGGCAGCUUGUUGGUGAUGCUCCAUCAGGUGGUGUUGAUAAUGUAUUGAACGAGGAGUCUCAUGUUGAUGUGCAAUUAGAUAAUCGCCAUCUUAUGUUAAGAGGAGAGACUCUUUCAAAAAUAACUUUGGUUCGAUCACAUCUGAUGCAAUGCUUUAGAGAUCACUUUUUCCAUAAACAAUAUGUUGAAGUCACUCCUCCAACUCUUGUUCAAGCCCAAGUUGAAGGUGGUUCAACACUAUUUAAAUUAGACUUUUUUGGACAAGAGGCAUAUCUGACUCAAUCAUCACAACUUUACUUAGAAACAGUAAUUUCUUCAUUAGGUGAUGUUUUUUGUAUGGCAAUGUCCUACAGAGCGGAGCAGUCAAGAACAAGGCGGCAUGUAGCUGAAUAUAUGCAUGUAGAAGCUGAAUGUCCCUUUAUUACAUUUGAUGACUUAUUAGAUCGAUUAGAAGAUUUGAUAUGUGAUGUGGUGGAUAGGAUAUUGAAGUCACCAGUUGGUUAUCUUGUUCAUGAAUUUAACCCUGAAUUCAAAGCUCCGAAGAAACCUUUCCGCCGCAUGAACUAUGCAGAUGCUAUUGUUUAUCUUAAAGAGAACAACAUCACCAAAGAAGAUGGUUCAUUUUAUGAAUUUGGGGAGGAUAUUCCUGAGAUGCCUGAAAGAAAAAUGACAGAUAAAAUUAAUGAGCCAAUAAUGCUGUGUAGAUUCCCUGCUGAAAUUAAAUCAUUUUACAUGAGUAGAUGUCCAGAAGAUCCAAGACUGACAGAAUCGGUUGAUGUACUUAUGCCUGGGGUUGGUGAAAUCAUCGGAGGCUCUAUGAGGAUUUGGAACUACGAUGAAUUGAUGGAAGGCUAUAAAAAUGCUGGAAUUGACCCUAAAAAUUAUUAUUGGUACACUGAUCAGAGGAAAUAUGGCAGCUGCCCACAUGGAGGAUUUGGCCUUGGACUGGAGAGGUUUUUAACUUGGCUUCUUAACAGAUACCAUAUCCGAGACACCCUCCUUUAUCCACGAUUCGUUGAUAGAUGCACACCAUAGAUACUGCCGCAAAGCAUUCCUUAAUGUAUCAUAUAAAUAUUUAUUUUCUAUACUUUCCAAUUUUUCAUUUACUGGACUGGAAAUAAAAGAGCAAGAAACAACUUAUAGGGGAAAUACUGAAAAACACAUCUCUUGUAAUUUCAAUUUCACGAGAUGCUUUGAAAAAGGUUAUGCAAUAAAAGUUGCCUAAUAACAUCCAA